UCUCUCUCUCUCGGUGCUCCGCUCCCAUGGCUGGCCACACCCCGAACCCUCUCUUCCUGCUCAUCUUCCUCGGACGCCUGCUUCUGUUGGCGGCGCAGGCGCAGCCGGUGACGGUCACCGUCGGCCUCAUCUUCGACGGCGGCUCGCCGGUCGGCAAGAUCGCCAACACCACCAUCCCCAUGGCGCUCGACGACUUCUACGCCGCCUUCCCGGGGUCCACCGCUCGGGUUAGGCUCGAGCACCGCGACUCCCGCGGCGACGUCGUCGCCGCCGCGUCCGCCGCGCUGGAGCUGAUGGAGGGACGGGGGGUGCGCGCCAUCCUUGGGCCUCAGUCGUCGGUGGAGUCCGCGUUCGUCGCCGACCUCGCCACGCGGGCGGAGGUCCCCGUCGUGUCGUUCUCGGCGACGAGCCCAUCGGUGUCGCCCGGCGCCGGGAGGUUCUUCGCGCGGGCGGCGCUGAGCGACGCCGUGCAGACGGGGGCGAUCGCCGCGCUCGCCAAGCACUUCGGGUGGCGCCGCGUGGUGCCCGUGUACCAGGACGACGACUACGGCGCCGCCUUCGUGCCAUUCCUCGUCGAUGCGCUCACCGACGCGGGCGCUGAGGUCCCCUACCGCUUCGCGCUCCCGGCGGGCGCCUCCUCCGAUGCCGUCGCCGCGGCGAUGUACCGCAUGGAGUCGCUGCAGACGCGCGCCUUCGUGGUGCACACGCGCCCAGACCUCGCAGAGCGCGUGCUCGCCGCCGCCGAGGCCGCCGGCAUGAUGGGCGAGGGCUUCGCGUGGGUCAUCACCGACGGCCUCACGGGCCUCCUCGCCUCGAUCAACGCGCCGCCGGGCUUGAUUGGCCUCGCGCCAUACGUGCCGACCACGCCGCGGCUGCGCGACGUCAGGAGGCGGUGGGUGCGCCGGUUCAUGCGCGACCACCCGGGCGCGGACUCGGAGCACGCCGAGAUGGGCAGCUACGCCGUGUGGGCAUACGACGCCGCCUGGGCCGUCGCGUCCGCCGCCGAGCACCUCGCCCCGGGCGACCUAUCACCGCGGGGGCUCGUGGGAGGCACGGGCGGCCCCACCGACUUCGCCGGGCUCGGCAAGUCAAGCUCUGGCAAGAAGUUCCUGGACGCGAUCACCGCCACGACAUUCGACGGCCUCGGCGGCAAGUUCGAGCUCGUCGACGGCGAGCUAACGGCACAUGCCUUCCGCGUGCUGAACACCAUGGACAACGGGAAGGAGAGGAGCAUCGGGUUCUGGAGAAAGAACGGAGGCCUGACACGGAAGCUCGGCGGCGCCCCCGCCCCCGCCGUCACCAACGCGUCGAGCCUCGCCCUCGCGCCGGUGAUCUGGCCGGGCGAGUCGACGGUGGUGCCGAGAGGGUGGGUGCUGCCGACGAGCGCACGGAGGUUGCGGGUGGCGGUGCCCGGCAACGUCAGCUCGGGGUUCCGGCCGAUCGUGCACCUGGACGUGGACCCGGUGACGAACUGGACGACCGCCGGUGGGUUCGUGGUCGAGGUGUUCGAGGCGGCGGUGCGGCUGCUGCCCUACGCGCUGCCGGUGGAGUACGUGAAGGCGGAGUCCAUGCCCUACGACAUGCUCGUCAAGAAGGUUGGUGACGGGACGUUCGACGCGGCGGUGGCGGACAUCACCAUCACGGCGGCGCGGUCGAGCCACGUUGACUUCACCCUGCCGUUCAUGGCGUCGAGCAUCGCCAUGGUGGCGCCGCUGCGGGACGACCGCGGGGAGCGGACGUGGGUGUUCCUCAAGCCGCUCCGCUACGACCUCUGGCUCGCCAGCGCCGCCUUCUUCCUCUUCACCGGCUUCGCCGUCUGGUUCGUCGAGCACCGCGGCAACGACGAGUUCCGCGGCCCGCCGUCAAACCAGGUCGGCGCGCUCCUCUACUUCGGCUUCUCCACCCUCGUCUUCGCCCACCGGGAGAACCUCCGCAACAACCUCUCCCGCUUCGCCGUCGUCGUCUGGUGCUUCGUCGUGCUCAUCCUCCAGUCCAGCUACACGGCCAGCCUCACCUCCAUGCUCACCGUGCCGCAGCUGGAGCCGUCCAUCGCCGACUACGCCGCGCUGUGGCGCGGCGCCGAGAGGGUCGGGAUCAUGAACAACUCCUUCAUGCGCGGCGCCAUGGACAGGUCGGGGUUCCCGCCGUCGAGGCUGGUGCCGUACAGGGCGCCGCAGAGCUUCCACGAGGCGCUGCUCAACGGCACCAUCGGCGCCGUCGUCGACGAGACCCCGUACCUGAGGAUCUUCCUCAAGUCCUACUGCGACCGGUUCGCCGUCACCGGCCAGCUCAACAAGACCGGCGGCUUCGGCUUCGCCUUCCCCAAGGGCUCGCCGUACGUCGCCGACCUGUCCUGCGCCAUCCUGGCGCUCACGGAGAGCGAGGAGAUGAACCUCAUCGAGCGCAAGUGGUUCGGCGAGAGCGACGGCUGCGCGGCGACGCAAGCCGGCGGGCCGUUCACGGCGGACAGCCUCAGCUUCGGCAGCUUCUGGGGCCUCUUCCUCAUCACCGGCGCCACCUCGCUCCUCUGCUGCGCCAUCCACCUGGCCACCUUCGUCGCCGCCAACCGCCGCGACAUCCGGCUGCUGCUCACCUCGCACCCGUCAUGGAAGGGGACGCUCCGGAGGUUCGCCAAGCUCUACGACGGCAAGGACCUCUCGGCGCACACGUUCAGGUCCAAGGUCACCGGCCGGAACGACGCCGCCGCCGCCGGCGCCUCCCCGUCGGCCGUGCACCACGACGCAGCCGCCAGCCCGAUCAGCCUGUCCAACCACACAUACAUGAGCGACUGGUCGCUGCAGACGUCGAGUCCCGCCAUGGCCGGCUGCGAGAUCGAGCUGGCCGGUGCCGGUGGCCAAGCCGAGGAGGCGGCAACGGAUGAAGCUCGCGAUCCCAACGGCUCCGGCGAGAAUGGCAGAGACAACUAACAGAAUUAACUGUCAUUCCCAAAAAAAAAAACAGAAUUAACUGUAACUGCCAUUGAUUUCUGACGGUUCUUGGAGCAAACUGAAGAGUGACUUGUGCUCCAGGACGUUUACCAACGAGAUUGACGACGAUGAAAAGAUGAACAGAUUAGAUCACUUCAACGAUUAUAACAUCGUAACAGGGUGGAAAUUUACAAACUACAAUUCCCCUGUAAUUCAUGCGACUCUACAUUGCAAAAUUUACAAAGUUUCAGCAGUGUAAUUUGAUUUUGGUAAUUUGCAUUCGUGCCAA
Messenger RNA from Oryza brachyantha (malo sina), 3216 nucleotides. Its product is annotated as glutamate receptor 2.8-like. Gene Ontology annotation, cellular component: plasma membrane. Bases 27 to 2927 code for a protein of 966 amino acids. The record is from RefSeq and is a predicted model, not a curated record. Lineage: Eukaryota; Viridiplantae; Streptophyta; Magnoliopsida; Poales; Poaceae. The transcript has 3 exons. Gene Ontology annotation, molecular function: ligand-gated monoatomic ion channel activity; signaling receptor activity.